This is a messenger RNA of Plasmodium knowlesi strain H, 1491 nucleotides long. RefSeq names its product parasite-infected erythrocyte surface protein. Gene Ontology annotation, cellular component: endoplasmic reticulum membrane; endoplasmic reticulum-Golgi intermediate compartment; COPII-coated ER to Golgi transport vesicle. Gene Ontology annotation, biological process: endoplasmic reticulum to Golgi vesicle-mediated transport; endoplasmic reticulum organization; Golgi organization. The record is from RefSeq and is a predicted model, not a curated record. The transcript has a single exon. Bases 1 to 1491 code for a protein of 496 amino acids. Gene Ontology annotation, molecular function: D-mannose binding. Lineage: Eukaryota; Apicomplexa; Aconoidasida; Haemosporida; Plasmodiidae.
AUGGCGAGGUUUCUGUUGGCCCUUGUUGGGCUGUUUUUCUGGUCCUCAUGCCAGCACAUAAACGCGUCGGAGAGAUCAACCAACAGUAGAAACAAUGAGAUGUACGUCUCGCCCGUGCACUCGUUCAGCUCGCCCUUCACCGUGGACGACCUGAGCAAGGGGUGGAUCCUCAACUACUCCACAGCUAGCACAAACAAGUACCUGGUGCUAAUCCCAAACGUAUAUAACCGAAGGGGGUUCCUCUACCACAGAAAGCCCAUCCUUUCAGAUACCAUCAACAUCGAGUUCAGUUUCCACAUAAGAAAGCAAGUGUACAAAGAACAUAUAGACGAAAGCUACUACAAAAAUGAGCAAGUAAAAGAAGCAAUAUAUAAAAACUCCACCGAAGAGAAGGACAAAAUAAAUGGUUUCGCCUUUUGGCUAUUACCCAAUGAGUUUUCCUUUCCAAGUGUAAAUUCUCAUGAAGGGGUUCAACUGGAAGAAGGGGAAUUUGGACUCUAUGGAUAUAAAAAUAAUUUUAAUGGCAUCGGUGUUGGUUUCCAAUUACGUGGAAACGAUUUAGCCAUAUCUGGAUUUAUUAACAAUGGAAAAAAAAAUAUCAACAUGAAGGAGAACACGACAAAGAGUUAUAACCUGAGUCUACUGACCAUGGAUGACUUGAUCUAUGUAAAAUUAACGACACAGAAAAACGAAAUGCGUGUUUAUUUGUUCAAUGCCAGGAACAACAGUUAUAUCCACAGCCUAACGGUGAAGAAGCAGAUACCAAAGGAAAAUUACAUCGGAUUCAGUGCAUUCAAUUAUAAAGAGAAUGAGCAAAUGACCAACACAAAUGUAGAGAAGUACGUGCCCACCUUCGUAGGCAUCACACACGUUUCAAUUUCUAGUAGCGACCUUUUCUCCGAUACAGAGCAGGGGGAGUACUCAGGACAUGAAACGGAUUCAGUUGUUGGAAACGUGGAGGAAAACAUAAAGAACCACCCUAGUGAUAGCCUUAACGGAAUGGACUAUAGCCAUUUCAAUCAAGUGGAAGCGCUCAAGUCUCUAACCGAUACACUGAAUAAAUUCAUGUCCUACCAAAAAAGUAGCGAGAAAAAAAUUCAGCAGAGCCUUAACAUGCUCCACGAGAGUCUACUUUUUCUACAAGCAGAGAUAAAGCAAGUGAAAAAAAAUGUCGUGAGCAAAGCUGAAGACCCCAAGCAUUUUCAGAAAAUUUUCACAACAGAGUUGAGUGGGCUGAAAAGUUUAUUUCAUUCACAUGCACAACAUAGUAAGAAAAAUAUCGAGGACAUUACAGACAGGUUGACAAAACGGAUUAAUGAGAACCAGGAGUUAAAGCUCCUCGCGGAGAAGGCACAGAAGCUCGAAACCAUCAUCAACAAGGGUAACAACACUUCGUACAUUUUUUCGUUUGCAUUUGCUGUUCUCAUUAUUUUAACUCUAAUUUUGAUAUACAAAAAGAUUAGAGAUGUCGAGAAAAAGCAUAUUUUGUGA